Molecule: messenger RNA, 213 nt
Organism: Miscanthus lutarioriparius
Lineage: Eukaryota; Viridiplantae; Streptophyta; Magnoliopsida; Poales; Poaceae
Source: the annotation of a GenBank genome assembly
AUGGAUGGAGAGGACAAAGAGGACAUGGAUGGCAGCUACAUGGAAGGAGAGGACACGGAGGAGGACAUGAAUGAAGAGGACAUGUAUGAAGAGGACGAAGGGGACGAAGAGGACAGGGAUGAAGAGGACAUUGACAACAACAAUGGGGGCAGUAAUGCUAGAUCAUACAUCGAUGACUUCUGUGAUUUGGGAUAUAUAUGGAUGUCGUGGUAG